UGAGCCGCUCGAGCCGGUUGCUCGAGCACCAUCAACAGCAGCAGCAUCGCUGGGACUGAAGCAGGUUGUUUGGGGACUGAAUGUCGUACUGACUUCUGAGAGCACUCGCAGCCGAGACGGGGGACGAGGACAGAGACGCUGUUAGGAUGGCUUCAAACUUCAACGAUAUAGUGAAGCAGGGCUACGUGAGGAUUCGGAGUAAGAAACUGGGGAUUUUCAGAAGAUGCUGGCUUGUAUUCAAGAAGGCGUCCAGUAAAGGACCACGGCGAUUAGAGAAAUAUCCAGAUGAAAAAGCCGCUUACUUCAGAAGCUUUCACAAGAUUACUGAGCUCCACAACAUUAAGAAUGUUACUCGAAUGCCACGAGAGACCAAGAAACACGCAGUGGCAAUUAUUUUCUGCGAUGAGACGUCAAAGACAUUUGCCUGUGAGUCAGAGCUGGAGGCUGAGGAGUGGUGGAAGUUAUUGUGUUUGGAGUGUCUGGGCAGCAGACUUAAUGACAUCAGCCUGGGAGAACCGGACUUGUUAGCAGCAGGGGUGCAGAGGGAACAGAACGAAAGAUUUAAUGUUUACUUGAUGCCGACGCCAAACCUGGACAUCUACGGGGAGUGCACAAUGCAGAUCACCCACGAGAACAUCUACCUUUGGGACAUCCACAAUGCCAGAGUCAAGCUGGUCAUGUGGCCGCUCAACUCCCUGAGGAGAUACGGCAGAGACUCGACCUGGUUCACAUUUGAGUCCGGGAGGAUGUGUGAUACAGGGGAAGGUUUGUUCACAUUUCAGACCAGAGAAGGUGAGAUGAUCUAUCAGAGAGUUCACUUUGCCACGCUGUCCAUCGCCGAGCAACAUGAACGCAUGAUGAUGGAGAUGGAGAAGAGCUCACAGACUCUUUCAAACGAGAGCACAUUAACAAAGUCGAUAUCUCUCCCGCGAAGCGCUUACUGGCACCACAUCACGCGUCAGAACAGCGUGGGAGACAUUUGCAAUUACCAAGAGCUCACUGCCAGCUCAGAUCAUCUGUGGCAUGGUACCCUGACUGCAAUUUCCUAAGGUGAUGGAAACACACGUGGAUGGUGUUGGCAGGUCACUGGGGCCACAGAGGCAUAACAUGUUUACCAAGCAUGCAGGACAAGGGAUGCUUCGACUGCCCUUGGGUUCAUACAGGCUCCCUCAAAUCCGCUUACAUCAAAAGUGUGACAUCGGGAUGAGAGGACACCUUCUGUGCUGCCUGAAUCAUGUACCAAAGCAGGAGCACUUAGUUCUGCCACACUCAACCCUCCUCCAACACACCCUCCUGGAAUUUUCAGGAAAACACAAGGGUGAUCAGAUGUUCGGGGUGAGGAGGGUUGGAAAUAAACUCCAUUUCAUCUUCACCUAGUUCACACAAUUAAAGAUGCAGACACUUUAGGCUCAAGUCAUGUAGGUGAUGUCAAAAUGAUUGCUAAGCAAAGCAUUAUGUGUGGACUAGUAAGGUUAGGGUCUCCAAAAUUAAGCCGAAUAUACAUAAAAUCAGUACCUCAAUCACUCAGAUAUCUGCAUUGUAUCAGCGCAUUAAGAAAUAUCCACUGAAUUACAUCUUAUCUGCUUUACAAAAUCUUAGUAUUCAGUACUGUAUUACAGUAAGUUAUAAACACAAACAAAUGUUCUAGUAUGAAUAGUAAAGCAAAUGUUUCAACAUACCUGUACAAACGAAACAUGCCACUCUCAUCUUUUUUUUGCACUAUGAAUUUGCACAAAGCAUAGUGUGAUUGACUGGUUAUAUUAAACACUGAAUAUAUAUAUAUAUAUAUAGCACUGUAUAGUAGUUAG
This is a messenger RNA of Carassius carassius (crucian carp), 1808 nucleotides long. Its product is annotated as docking protein 6-like. Gene Ontology annotation, biological process: positive regulation of MAPK cascade; cell surface receptor protein tyrosine kinase signaling pathway. Bases 147 to 1049 code for a protein of 300 amino acids. NCBI's taxonomy places the organism in Eukaryota, Metazoa, Chordata, Actinopteri, Cypriniformes, Cyprinidae. The transcript has 8 exons. Gene Ontology annotation, cellular component: cytoplasm. The record is from RefSeq and is a predicted model, not a curated record.